ACUUUAAAGUCAAGUGCUUUUAAUCAUUUACCAAACAAAACGAAAUUUAUACAGUUAUUAAAAUUAAUAUUAUUAUAAAAUAUUUUAAUAAUAUGAAUUCAAAAAUUGUUGUAAUAUUUUUUUUAAAUCUUUGUGUUAUACCUAAUUUUUCCGAAUCCAGCAGCUCCAGAGAUAAUAUUAUGAACCCAACUAAUCGGGAAUCAAGCAAAUCCAGUAGAAUAAGGAAAACCCAAUAUUUUCCGGAUACAAACCGUACCCGAAAAGAUAUUGGACAUUAUCAGCUUCGAUGGGAAGAUGAGAAGGAAUCAAGUUCUCUGGAUGAACUUAUAGAAACCCCAACUUAUAUGGAAACCAGCCGCACCAAACAAAAUAUUAUAAUCUCAUCUUGUCCGGAUGGUUGUUACACACCAAUAAUUGAACUAUAUCGGAAUUUAACUCCCGAAUAUAUAGAAGAAUGUAAAAAAAUAAAUGAUGGAUACAAGUAUUAUAAUUCAAAUUUUUUGAUAGAAUUAUUAAAAAAGCAUUCAGAGGUUAACAAUAUAUUACACGAUAAUGUUCUUAAACAAAUUUAUAAUGAAACAGUUGUAGUUUUUGGUCUAAAUGAUAUGUAUAAAUAUAUAAAUCUUCACAUUCAAGAAAAGUCAUCUUCUUCUACAUCAUCUUCUACUUUUUCUUUAUCAAAAUUAUUAUCAUGCAGCAGUUCAAAAAACACAAUAGAUUAAAAACUAUUCUUAAGACAGAAAGUAACUCAUAGACGACACCAUGGAAUAUUAUGAAUAAGAAAUUAAUUUUAGUUGUUACAAUUAAAUUACAAGAUUAAUUAAACUAAAUUUAAAAUAUAGUACUUAUAAUUAAAAAAUGAUAAAUUUUAGUUUUGUGUAAAGAAUAAAAUUAAAAAAAUAAAA
Daktulosphaira vitifoliae (grape phylloxera) is the source of this 905-nucleotide messenger RNA. RefSeq lists its product as uncharacterized. Bases 93 to 722 code for a protein of 209 amino acids. The record is from RefSeq and is a predicted model, not a curated record. The transcript has 9 exons. NCBI's taxonomy places the organism in Eukaryota, Metazoa, Arthropoda, Insecta, Hemiptera, Phylloxeridae.